UCCACCCCUCUCAGCUCCAAGCCCUUCAGGUAAAAGGAAAAAAAAAUCUUUCAAGAAUUUGUUGCCUUUUUGAGGGUUAAAACAUCAGAAGACAAGCUUGUCUCGCCUUGGCCAAUCAGCUCUCGGCCCUGGCAGCUAUAAUAUAGAACUAAAGGCAGACUCCUCUCACAAGCGUCUUGCUUUGCUACCAUUAAAAUCAGACCCUUUUUUUGUCUCUCGAUUGCUGUCUCCCGACCAAACUCCGAUGUGUUCCGUUAUCAGCGACCUAAAGCCUGCCAUUCCAGCACCUGUCUUGCUAGGGAUCGGUGGAUAGUAUACGAUUCAGAAAGCAGACAAGGACAUAGGAGGAGAGAGAGCUCUAGAGAGACAGCCAGGGAUAGGCACAGAGAGCUUUGAAGUAAUUGGAUUCAAUGGACGAAAUGCUGCUGUUGACAAGAAUUCUCUUGGUGGGCUUCAUCUGCGCUCUUUUAGUCUCCUCUGGGCUGACUUGUGGACCAGGCAGGGGCAUUGGAAAAAGGAGACACCCCAAAAAGCUGACCCCUUUAGCCUAUAAGCAGUUUAUUCCCAAUGUGGCAGAGAAGACCCUAGGGGCCAGUGGAAGAUAUGAAGGGAAGAUCACAAGAAACUCCGAGAGAUUUAAAGAACUAACCCCAAAUUACAACCCUGACAUUAUUUUUAAGGAUGAAGAGAACACGGGAGCUGACAGACUGAUGACUCAGCGCUGCAAGGACAAGCUGAACGCUCUGGCGAUCUCGGUGAUGAACCAGUGGCCCGGGGUGAAGCUGCGGGUAACCGAGGGCUGGGACGAGGACGGGCACCACUCCGAGGAGUCCCUGCACUACGAGGGCCGCGCCGUGGACAUCACCACCUCGGACCGGGACCGCAGCAAGUACGGCAUGCUGGCCCGCCUGGCCGUCGAGGCUGGCUUCGACUGGGUCUACUACGAGUCCAAGGCGCACAUCCACUGCUCCGUCAAAGCAGAAAACUCCGUGGCGGCCAAAUCUGGAGGCUGCUUCCCCGGCUCGGCCACGGUGCACCUGGAGAAAGGCGGGACCAAGCUGGUGAAGGACCUGAGGCCCGGAGACAGGGUGCUGGUGGCCGACACCGAAGGCCGUCUGCUCUACAGCGACUUCCUCACCUUCCUGGACCGCGAGGACGGCUCCCACAAGCUCUUCUACGCCAUCGAGACGCGGCAGCCGCGGGCGCGGCUGCUGCUGACGGCCGCGCACCUGGUGUUCGUGGCGCCGCAGCACAACCAGUCGCAGGCGGGCGGGCGGUCCAGCCCCACUUCCAACCUCCAAAGCUCGGACACGGCCAGGGUGAUGAGACUUCAGAGUGACCAAAGCAGCUGCAGCGCCAGGAGAGGAACCAAGCCACGCUCCAGCCUACCCAACGAGAGGCAGCACGGGGGAACUGGACUGCCUGGUGGGUGCUGA
Ficedula albicollis (Collared flycatcher) is the source of this 1436-nucleotide messenger RNA. RefSeq names its product sonic hedgehog (gene SHH). Lineage: Eukaryota; Metazoa; Chordata; Aves; Passeriformes; Muscicapidae. The record is from RefSeq and is a predicted model, not a curated record. Gene Ontology annotation, biological process: oligodendrocyte differentiation; multicellular organism development; protein autoprocessing. The transcript is spliced from 4 exons. Gene Ontology annotation, molecular function: calcium ion binding; patched binding. The coding region runs from base 411 to 1436 and encodes 341 amino acids.